Messenger RNA from Trypanosoma rangeli, 1935 nucleotides. RefSeq names its product heat shock cognate 70. Gene Ontology annotation, cellular component: cytoplasm. The transcript has a single exon. NCBI's taxonomy places the organism in Eukaryota, Euglenozoa, Kinetoplastea, Trypanosomatida, Trypanosomatidae. Bases 1 to 1935 code for a protein of 644 amino acids. Gene Ontology annotation, biological process: cellular response to unfolded protein; protein refolding. Gene Ontology annotation, molecular function: ATP-dependent protein folding chaperone; ATP binding; misfolded protein binding. The record is from RefSeq and is a predicted model, not a curated record.
AUGUCCGCCGUCAUUGGCAUCGACCUUGGCACGACGUACUCGUGCGUGGGCGUCUUUAAGAACGAUCAGGUGGAGAUCAUUGCGAAUGACCAGGGCAACCGCACGACGCCGUCGUAUGUGGCGUUCACCGACACGGAGCGUCUGGUCGGCGAUGCGGCGAAGAACCAGGUGGCGAUGAACCCGACGAACACCGUCUUCGACGUGAAGCGCAUGAUCGGCCGCAAGUUCGACGACCCCGAUCUGCAGUCGGACAUGAAGCACUGGCCCUUCAAGGUGACGGUGCGGGAGGAGAAGCCGGUGGUGCAGGUGGAGUUCCAGGGCGAGACCAAGACGUUCUUCCCCGAGGAAAUUAGCGCCAUGGUGCUGGCGAAGAUGAAGGAGACGGCGGAGUCGUACCUGGGCGAGACGGUGAAGAAGGCUGUCAUCACGGUGCCCGCGUACUUCAACAAUGCGCAGCGGCAGGCGACGAAGGACGCCGGCACAAUUGCGGGGAUGGAGGUGCUGCGCAUCAUCAACGAGCCGACGGCAGCCGCCAUUGCGUACGGCAUGGACAAGAAGGCGGAAAAGGGCGAGAAGGUGGUGCUCAUCUUUGACCUUGGCGGCGGCACGUUUGACGUCACCCUGCUGACGAUCGACGGCGGCAUCUUUGAGGUGAAGGCGACGAACGGCGACACGCACCUGGGCGGCGAGGACUUUGACAACCGCCUUGUGGAUUACUUUGCGACGGAGUUCAAGACACGGUUUGGAAAGGACCUUCGCAGCAACGCGCGGGCUGUGCGGCGCCUGCGUACGGCGUGCGAGCGUGUCAAGCGGACGCUCUCAAGCUCCGCAAAUGCCAGCAUUGAGAUCGAUGCGCUGUAUGAGGGGUGUGACCUGUUCUCGAAGAUUACCCGUGCCCGCUUUGAGGAGAUGUGCCGCGACCAGUUCGAGCGCUGCCUGGAGCCCGUGAAGAAGGUUCUGCUGGAUUCCGAAAUGACGCCGCAAGAUGUGCACGACGUCGUCCUCGUUGGUGGUUCCACCCGCAUUCCCCGCAUUCAGCAGCUCGUGCAAAACUACUUUGGGGGCAAGGAGCUGAAUCGAUCGAUCAACCCCGACGAGGCGGUAGCAUACGGCGCGGCGGUGCAGGCGCACAUUCUCGCAGGUGGGCGCUCAGACAAGACGGAGGGCCUGCUCCUCCUCGACGUCACCCCGCUUUCGCUGGGCGUGGAGACGGCUGGCGGGGUGAUGUCUGUUCUUAUCCCGCGCAAUACGACGGUGCCCACCCAGCAGUCGCAGACCUUCUCCACGAAUGCGGACAACCAGCGCAGCGUGGAAAUUAAGGUGUACGAAGGGGAGCGCCCGCUUGUGUCGCAGUGCCAGUGCCUUGGCACCUUCACCCUCAGCGAUAUUCCGCCCGCGCCGCGCGGCAAGCCACGCAUCAAGGUUUCGUUUGACGUGAACACGGAUGGCAUCCUCGUCGUAAGCGCGGUGGAAGAGUUGGGCGGAAAGACGCACGCGAUCACCAUCACCAACGACAGGGGCCGCCUGUCCAAGAACCAGAUCGAGAAGAUGGUGAAGGAGGCGGAGCAGUUUGCCAACGAGGACCGGCUGAAUGCAGAGCGCAUUGAGGCCCACAACGCGCUGGAGAACUACACGUUUUCGCUGCGCGCGACUCUGAGUGAUCCGGAGGUGGAGGCCGGUAUCUCCUCGGCGGACCGGCAACAGAUUCAGGCCGCCGUGAACACUGCCGCGGCGUGGCUUGAGGAGAACCCUGAAGCCACGAAGGAGGAGUACGACGCGAAGACGAAGGAGAUUGAGCAGGUGGUGCACCCCAUCCUCUCCGCGUUCUACAUGAAGCGAACGAUGGAGCGGCCGCACGAGCCAUCCGCUUCGGCGGCCGCGCCGGGGGAGGAGGACGGGGCAUCCGCGCCGCCGCCGCCCACUGACGUGGACUGA